This is a messenger RNA of Staurois parvus, 611 nucleotides long. Lineage: Eukaryota; Metazoa; Chordata; Amphibia; Anura; Ranidae. The record is from the annotation of a GenBank genome assembly.
CUGCUCUGCAGUCCGGUCCUUUCUGCUGCAUGUCCGCAGCCUCUGGUCAUCCCCUGGACUGUGUCCGCAGUCUCUGGUCAUCCCUUGUACUCUGUCCGCAGUCUCUGGUCAUCCCCUGUACUGUGUCUGCAGUCUCUGGUCAUCUCCUGUACUACGGCCGCAGUCUCUGGUCAUCUCCUGUACUACGCCCGCAGUCUCUGGUCACCUCCUGUACUACGCCCGCAGUCUCUGGUCAUCUCCUGUACUACGCUCGCAGUCUCUGGUCAUCUCCUGUACUACGCCCGCAGUCUCUGGUCAUCUCCUGUACUACGCUCGCAGUCUCUGGUCAUCUCCUGUACUAUGCUCGCAGUCUCUGGCCAUCUCCUGUACUACGCUCGCAGUCUCUGGUCAUCUCCUGUACUACGCUCGCAGUCUCUGGUCACCUCCUGUACUAUGUCCGCAGUCUCUGGUCAUCUCCUGUACUACGCCCGCAGUCUCUGGUCUUCUCCUGUACUAUGUCCGCAGUCUGGUCAUCUCCUGUACUACGCCCGCAGUCUCUGGUCAUCUCCUGUACUGUGCCCGCAGUCUCUGGUCAUCUCCUGUACUGUGUCCGCAGUCUCUGGUCAUCUCCU